This is a messenger RNA of Aspergillus niger, 2178 nucleotides long. RefSeq lists its product as uncharacterized. Gene Ontology annotation, cellular component: nucleus. The coding region runs from base 1 to 2178 and encodes 725 amino acids. Lineage: Eukaryota; Fungi; Ascomycota; Eurotiomycetes; Eurotiales; Aspergillaceae. Gene Ontology annotation, molecular function: sequence-specific DNA binding; zinc ion binding; DNA-binding transcription factor activity, RNA polymerase II-specific. The record is from RefSeq and is a predicted model, not a curated record. The transcript is spliced from 10 exons. Gene Ontology annotation, biological process: positive regulation of transcription by RNA polymerase II; DNA-templated transcription.
AUGAGCCUCUUGGAAUUGCCAGUUAGGGACAAUGGACCAUUCCCAGCGUCCCAAGCGAACCAGCAAUGCUUCACGUCCACUAACCCCGCCAGCUGUCAACGCUGUCGCUCCCGCAAGGUCAAAUGUACUGGCACCCAUCCCUGCGACAAGUGCUGUCAACGUCGGGAAGACUGUGUCUUCGAAGAUGAUCGCAAGAUCGUAGUCUCUGAAGAGUUAUUCCUAUCCCUCAAGCGAAAAGUGGAGGCUUUAGAAAAGAGCGGUGACUCUUCCCCGGUGGUCAAACGCCGGCGAGCCGUGACGGCUGACAGUGCGAAUGAAUCCAGCUAUGAACCAGCAUCGGAGUUGGCCCGAGAGGCAUCGCUCGACCCAGUCGAGUCCCAUCGAAUGGAUGACCAUUUCACCUCCAACCCUUUCAUCAAUCCGGGCUACCUCAAGCAUACCGGACGACGACAGCGGAUAUGGCUGUUUCUUGGACCGACUUCGACCUGGUCGUUCAGUCGCCGCAUUCUUACCAUUGUACAGGCACAUAUCUCGCCAGAGAGUCCACGCGCAAUCCCUCUCGCGGUAGAUGGCGAUGCAUAUCAAAUACAGUGGCGCCACGCCAGUUCUGAGGAGGCUCCUGACAUUAGCGGUCUGCCCUCUCUAGAGCAUGCACUGUACAUGGUGAGCACCGUGCAGUUUCAUUUCACCCACCUGUACCGGCUAUUCGAUGAGGAUGAGUUCUAUCGGCAUUUGUAUGAGUUUUACGAUGAUGCGGCAGCCAAGGUGCAGGAACGCCGUCUGUGGUACGUGCAGUUUCUCAUCAUCCUAGCCUUCGGAGAGGCCUUUCUGGACCCAGUGCGGAACCACACAAACACAGCGGGCUGGACCAAGUAUUUCUCCAGGGCUAUGUCACUGCUGCCCGAUAUUACCGGGUUAUGGCAGGACCCUACACUCGCGAUUGAGGUGCUGGCUCUCAUUGGGCUGUAUUUCCAUUCGGUGGAUAUGAGGGAUACUGCCUAUUGCUAUAUUGGCCAUUCAAUGCGCAUGGCAUUGGUUGAAGGGUUUCACCGAGCGCUCCCAGUCAAUCAAUUAGGACGAAAGUUAGUCGAACGCUGCAGCAACAUCUGGUGGACAGUGUAUAUCCUGGACCGUAAAUUCGCGGCGCUGAUAGGAUCCCCGAAUUCAGUGCGGGACGACGAGAUCACCACGCUGUUAUGGGACCCGCGCACGUGUUCUCGCAAUGAGGCUACCCUGAGCCUUCAUGUCAAGAUCACGCAAGUCAUAACGCGCGUGUUGAACACUGUAUACAGUGCCGAUGGCACACUGGGAGGGGUCUUUCUUCGCAAGGUACGAUCAGUCUUGCAAGAAAUGACAACCCUCUCGCAGGAGCUCGAUGAGGUCUUUACGAAUCGCUUCGCAAACUCAGUUGACUCGCUAUCUGGGGUUACCACACGCCUGACCCUAUCCUGUCAUCUUUGCAUCAUUGUCACAACAAGACCCCUCGUCCUGAGCCUGCUAUGGGAGCGCCUCGGUUGCUUUGAGGCAGGUACCGAGUUUCGCACUUUAUCCCCGCCCGUGCAAGCAUUGCUUCAGGCGUGCAUCGACUCCGCGACGAAAUCAUUGCGGAUACUUACCGCAUUGCGCGACCAAAACCUCCUAGAAACUUUCCUUCCUUUCGACCUAGAAAACCUCUUUUCCUCCUUCUUUAUUCUUUCUGUAAUCUCCGCCAUCCUUCCCGACACCCUGACCGAUCCGAGUUACCGCGACAUGGGCUAUAGCCUGCUCGACGCGAUGAUCGAGCGAGGAAACCGCGUGGCGCAGCUUCGCAGAUCCGAAGUUGAGCUGCUGGAAGAACUGAUAGCUCCCUUAAUGCAACGGCAGGGCCGAUCCCCCGACAUCGGAAAUUAUGAUUCUGCGCGGCCGCACCUGGCCACACCUACCAGCCAAGGUCAGGAGCGACACACGGAGCAAAUUGAACCAUCAGAGUCAGGGCUGCAUGGGGAGAUAGGGGGAUCAGGGAUUCCGCCCCCACAUGAGAUCUCGGAGCAGGAUGACGAAAUCGCACUUGAUUGGCGGGGAUUAGGGCUGUCGUUGGACUGCAUGCUGACAGCGGCGGACCAAUUGAACACGAAUAAUUUGGUGCUGGAUGCAGAGCGCGAGGGAUUGCAGACAGACCUGUGGUUGUGGGAGAGUUGA